Molecule: messenger RNA, 2221 nt
Organism: Microplitis mediator
Lineage: Eukaryota; Metazoa; Arthropoda; Insecta; Hymenoptera; Braconidae
Exons: 2
Coding region: 726-1724 (332 amino acids)
Source: RefSeq, a predicted model, not a curated record
GUUUCCGUUGGUUAAACUUUUUCAGUAACAAUAUGUUUGUUAAUAAUUAAUUUAAAGUGGUAUCAUAGAUAAUAUCAGCAUAAAUAAUUUACUUAUAAAAAGUGAAAAAUUUACAAAUCUAACAGAUUUAAAAUGAGCACAAACCUGUCUUUAAGAUCAAAAAAAAUACAAAACCCUGGUGAAUGGCUAAUUGGAAAGUAUCACGACAAACUAAGUGGUACUCAAUUUCCAUCCAAUCUUCAAGUCUUAAGUUUUUUCUUAUAUCAGCAUUAUGAAAAUAAAUUGACAAUUGCUGAUAGUUUAAAUUUAACUGUUCAGAGAAUUAUACAAAUUUGGGAAUCAAAAGUUAUUAUCAAGGAUUAUCACAUCAAACAAAAAAUAAAAAAACACUUUGAUACGUGGCAAAAAUUAAAAAAAAAUCGUUUGAGGACUUCAAAAACUCAACGAGAAAAUGAAAAAUUGUUUUUAAAUUCUUUACGCGACGUAUUUAACUGUGAACUCCAAACAGCUCAAAUGAAUAGGCUCUUAAACUCUACUCCAUAUACUCAAGCAGAAGGAACUACAUUGUCUGAGAAUUUUGGUUCAACUUUAAUACUAUCUCAAGGAAGUAACGUAUCACAAUUGAGUGUAUCGUCACAUGAAAUUUAUCCAUCCCCUCCACAAAAAAGAAAAAAAUUAAAUUCAGAUAAUAAAAAAAUUAAUCUCAUAACUUCAGAUUAUCAUCUAUGUUAGACCGAACACAAACAUCAAAUCGUAAAGCAACACUUAUUUUAGCUGCAACAUCCGCAUCUUUAAAACAAAAUAUAUCAAAGAUUAAUCUAAGUAAAGAUACAGUUCGUCGAACGCGCCAAAAACACCGAGAAGAACUAGCGAAAUAUAUAAGAGAGUCUUUCAAACCCGAUACAGCUCUCACAAUACACUGGGACUCUAAAUUGAUGAAAAGUUCAAAUUUCUCCGAAUCUGAGGAUAGAUUGGCUAUAUUGGUUUCAGGGCAAGGAAUAACUAAGCUUUUGGCUAUUCCUAAAAUUGAUGGAUCAACAGGAAUUAAUCAAGCUACGGCUGUUUUUGAAGUAAUCUCUGACUGGAAUUUAAGUAAUCAAGUUCGAUCAUUGUGUUUCGAUACGACUGCCAGUAAUACAGGAAAAAAUGAAGGAGCUUGUAUUCAUUUAGAAAAAAAAUUGAAUAAAAAAAUGCUUCACUUUGCUUGCAGGCAUCAUAUUCUAGAAUUAAUUUUAACUGCAAUAUUUUCGUCAGAGUUGGAACCAGCAGUUAGUGGUCCUCAAAUAAAAUUGUUUGAACGCUUUAAAAAGAAAUGGCCGACAAUAGAUAAAACUGAAUUUGAAGGUGGAAAUAUAGAAAACAGAACUAAAAUUAGAGAUUUUAUUUAUGACCAAUUAAAAAAUCAACAACCUAGAGACGACUACAGGGAAUUUUUAAUGUUAUCGUUGAUUUAUCUUGGUGAAACUACAGGUUUUCUGAUAUAUAAACCGGGUGCUUACCACAGAGCUAGAUGGAUGAGCAAAAUAAUAUACUGUUUGAAAAUAUAUAUUUUUCGCGGACAAUUUCGGUUAUCUAAAUCUGAGUUAAAUAGGCUCAAAGCGUUCAAUGACUUCAUUAUUGAAAUAUAUUUGAAAGUUUGGUUCCUUUGUCAAAGUCCUACAACAGCACCAAGAACUGAUUUACAGUUAUUAAAAGACCUCGUGCAGUACAAAAAAAAAAAAUAAAAAAUUAGCUUCUGCGGCAUUAACCAGUAUUUCUCGACAUUUAUGGUACCUUAGUGAUCAUUUAAUUGGACUAGCGUUCUUUGAUCGUGAUAUUUCAGAUGAAAUAAAAAUGAAAAUGGUGUUAGCUUUGAAAAAUCAAUGUCAAUCACCAGUAAAUCGUAUCACUAUUGAUGAGUCUAAUAUUGAAGCGAAAGAAAUAUAUCAUUUUGUAAAUAAAAAUACGAAUUAUUUUUUUGAAGCUUUGAAUCUAGAUAAACGCUUUUUAACAACCCAUCCUAGUACUUGGAGUUCGAAUGAGUCCUAUUUAAAAAGUUUUAAUAUCGUUUGUGCGUUAAAAACAGUAAAUGACACAGCUGAGCGCGGUGUCGCAUUAAUGCAAUCAUAUAUUCAAUUUGUCAAGAACGAGGAAGAAAUGCAAAGAGUAUUACAGGUAGUGGAGGAGAAUCGCAAAAUAUAUCCUAGUGUAAAUAAAGCAAAUUUAAUAAAUAAUUUAACAA